Messenger RNA from Scatophagus argus, 4718 nucleotides. RefSeq names its product piggyBac transposable element derived 5 (gene pgbd5). The record is from RefSeq and is a predicted model, not a curated record. NCBI's taxonomy places the organism in Eukaryota, Metazoa, Chordata, Actinopteri, Scatophagidae. The transcript has 7 exons. Bases 655 to 2307 code for a protein of 550 amino acids. Gene Ontology annotation, biological process: non-replicative DNA transposition. Gene Ontology annotation, cellular component: nucleus. Gene Ontology annotation, molecular function: transposase activity.
GUUUAUUUAAGGAGAAGUCUGUAAGGUCAUGAUCAUUAGAUCAUCUAUUUCUUAUUUUUUAUUCCACUAUGCUACCCAACAUUUAUUUUCUGUUACAUUUCCAUUAAUCAUCACAGUUGGGGGGGUUUCCUCCACAUUUUAGCUCCACCAGCUCCGGGCAGCCGCUCCUCUCCGGGUUUGGAUGAGAAAAUGCGUCUUAUUGGACGAGGGCAGGGCCGUGCUGUCAGGUGAUGCGGCGGCAGCCACUCGCUCUCUAUUUUCUCUCUGUGUGGAGAAAUCACUGGUCUCUCAACCCGGAUGCUGUUCCACUACUAUCGAUGAUUUCGCCCAGUACGCAGAGGUGUAGGCAGAGCAAGGGGGGCGGAAACAUUUCAGUACCCUUGAGGCGGACAGCUCUCCCCGGAUCCACACGUUCUGACCGCCGGGCUCCGCAUCCGAGCCUGGAGGGCAGGUGGGGAUCAUAAUCUGCUCUUCACACAAUAAAACAUUGGAGGGUGUGACCGCUACAUUAAAAGCAAACGCAUCGUGACCACUUGCACGCUGCUGAAGCCGAAAAAGAGGGAGUAAGUGAGAGAGACAGGGGUGAGCAGAGCAGCAUCACCACACACACACACACACACACACACACACACACACAGAGACUGAGAGAGGGAGAUGGCGGAGUGCGGGCGGAAGGCGCUGUCUCUCCUGGAAGCGGCCCGUUCCCGGUACGAGAGCCUGCAGAUAUCCGACGACGUGUUCGGCGAGUCCGGGGAUGACAGCAGCGACAAUCCCUUCUACAGCACCUCCGGAGACUCCGACUCCGACAACUACAUAGCCGAGGUAGGCGAAGAGGAGCAGCAGCAGCAGCAGCAGCAGCAGCCGAAGCACCAACACCACCAAAAACGGUUUGAUAAGGAGAGCGGGCACAGCUGGGGGACAGGAGGCGGCACCGGCAGUGGCAGCGGAGGGUGCAGCGCAGCCGGUCCACCCGGCUCUCUGUCCCGUAGUCAGGCAGAGGAGGAAGGCUGGACGGAAACUCUGCAGGAUGUCACGGUGCCGCCGUACAACGAGACAUACGGCCCAGCUCAGAAGAUGCCAGCCACUGCCACAGCCUUGGACUUCUUCCAGCUCUUCGUCCCAGACAACUGCAUCCAAAACAUGGUCGUCCAGACUAACAUGUAUGCCAAGAAGUUCCAGGAGCGCUUCGGCUCAGACGAAGGUUGGCGUCCUGUCACGGCCCAGGAAAUAAAGGCCUUCCUGGGCUUUGUCAUCUCCACCAGUGUGCACCACUGUGAGUCGGUACUCAGCAUCUGGAGCUCGGGCUUCUUCAGCAACAGGAGCAUUGCUUUGAAGAUGAGCCAGGCACGCUUCGAGAAGAUCCUCAAGUACUUCCACAUCGUGGCUUUCCGGCCAUCGCAGGGAAGCAACCAGGGCCUGUACAAGAUCCAGCCAUUCCUGGACUCGCUGCAGCAGUCGUUCAGCUGUACCUUCAGACCUUCACAGACACAGGCUCUUCAUGAGCCCCUGAUAGACGAGGAUCCAGUUUUCAUCACCACCUGUACGGAAAGGGAGCUCAGGAAGAGGAAGAAGAGGAAGUUCAGCCUCUGGGUUCGACAGUGCACAUCCACCGGAUUCAUCUGCCAGAUCUCAGUCCACCUGAAGGAGGGUCAGGGUACCGACGGUCUGGCCACCCUGAAGAACAAGCCUCAGCUCCACAGCCUCGUGGCCAAGCAGCUCUGCCAGAACAUCGCUGGCAAGAAUACCAUCAUCUUCACCGGACCAUCCAUCACGAGCCUCAGCCUCUUUAGCGAAUUCAGCAAACAAGAUAUCUACUGCUGCGGUCUGCUGAGCACCAGGAAGAGCGACUGCACGGGUUUACCACAAAGCAUGCUGGUCUGCAGCUCCACGCCAGCGCAGCGCGGCCAAUCGCGAGUGAUGAUGAAAGGCAGCAUGUCACUGAUCAGCUGGUACAACAAGGGACACUUCAGGUUCCUCACUAACAGCUAUUCCCCAAUGAAACAAGGUAUGAUCAUCAAGAGGAAAAGCGGGGAGAUCCCGUGUCCCUUGGCUGUUGAGGCCUUCGCGGCGCACCUCAGCUACAUCUGCAAAUACGACGACAAGUACAGCAAGUACUUUAUCUUCCAUAAGCCCAACAAAACCUGGCAGCAGGUGUUCUGGUUGAGCAUCAGCAUCGCCAUCAAUAACGCGUACAUCCUCUACAAGAUGUCUGACGCCUACACGGUUAAACGCUACAGUCGAGCGCAGUUUGGAGAAAGACUGGUCAGAGAGCUGCUGGAUUUAGACGACUGCUCCCCCACACAGUGAGGAGGAGGACGAGGACAGCCGGAGCACACAGCAAAAAAAACACACACUGAAACACACACAAACACACACAAACACAAUCCCCACGCACGCAUUUACACUCUUCAUUACGGUUGUACAGGCUCUCCAGUCUGUGUCUUUGUGAUGAUGCUGAAGCGGUGCCAAGCCUGUAGUUGUUUUCUGUGGUACUGUAAAUACUCAUUCACACACUUCCUGCACACUGCACAGUAGAGAAUCAUGAGCCAUGGGACAGUUCACUGACUAACUUUUAUCCACGUAGAUUUACUAGGUGUUUGUCAGCAGGAGCUCCUUCAUAAGCAGAGAUGCAGGGGGGGAACAAUGAAACCCGGGACGAAUUUGCCCUUAAAUGAUGUCAGCUGCAAGUUUCAACAGCUAACUCUUAAUAUGAGCCUGAACCUCCCACGUGACUGCUCAAACAUGUGCUCAUCAGGCUAAGAGGCUACAUGUAGCUCAAUAUUUACAUUCUGCAAAAACACCUGUGACCGUGUAACAAAAGCUUAGUAAACCAGGACUAUGGUGUGUUCACACGCUGCAUGCAUAACGAAUCUGAAUUGUGAUGUUCUCUUGUUCAGUGUGAAAAUGAUUUCUGCUCCAGGUGGGUUUUUGAAACUGUGUGUGUGUGUGUGUGUGUGUGUGUGUUUAACAAGUGGAACUGCCAUUUGUGUGCGCAACUGUAAGCCUGAGGUUGUAAAUAUACGGCUAUCGUGACCCAGAUGUGUAGUGUUGCUGCAUAUCAUACUCACUAGAGGAAGACUGUCAGGUGACAUAAAGCUACACCCAGCAGUGUGGCAUCAACUCACAGCCUCCCUGAAAGACAGACUUGGAUUCGGAACUUUUAAAGCCGCACAAAUUCAUAAAUUCCUCAUGUGAAAUCACCCAAACUGGUCCAACUUGGAUUCAGAAUGAGAGAAUAGGUUUUUGACAAAAGAAAUCUAACAAUAAAAUGGCAUCAAAGCUCGUGCCCACUUUUAAGUGGGCAGAUAAAUUAAUCUAAUUUGUCUGUUUUUAUUGCCCAUGUAGUUAAAAGUACUUUGGCUUUGCAGUGCACAACAUGUUCAAAAUGUCCUUCUGUGAGCCAGCGUUGCUAAGCAGCAAGUACAAUCUUGGCCGGUGGGCAGGGGUUUAGAUAAUAUUUACUUGGCAAGAUUUAAAUCCAGGAAGUAAAAACUGGCUCACUGGUGGCUUAUAAGAUGUCCCAGAAAACCAACUAUUGCAACAAAUCUUAAUGUAGAUAUAAAAAAAAACGGCUUUGGGGCUGUGACUUGCUUUCUCAUUUUGGUGCCCAAAUCUCAUCAGGGCAAGCGAACUGACGUGAGUUAGCUGUGAAAUUAUUUGACACAAUUCGGACUGUGGGACAUUUCCUGCCAAGUUAACUGAUUUGGAGCCGCCAUCUCGUGCCACACUGCUGUCUGUAGCUUUAAUGACGACUCUCCAGUCCACGUCGCUUCGCUUUGUGAUGCAGUCGACAUGUUAUUGCCACGCUGGAUUCAUGUUAUGAAGACUUUAAGUGAAAGGUUUUUGAUGUGUGCUUGCUCAGUCAGCAUGGCUCGAUGUGUGAAUAUAUAUUACAGCGACAUGACAGUCUUUAAGUUGUCGGGUGAGUCGCCGGGCAGGACUCAUGUACCCCCCCCAUCGCGGCCUUGCACUUUGAGGAGAAUUGUAAAGUUAGCAACAUGCUUAUUAGAUGUUCAUUUUAGAAUUAAACUCAACUAUAGCGUACACUGCUCUCAGAAAAAUAUUGAAAAUACGAAUAAAUGCGUUCUGUAAAUACAGAUAAAUAAUUGAAAUGGACUAUAUAUAACAAACAGCAAUGAAAUAAGAGUGAAAAUGAAAGACUAUAACCAAAACAGAAGAACUUUGACUGUAGUUUUAGAGUACAAGGUACAGUCUGUGUGCGUAUAUUUUGUUUACAAAUUACUGAGUGUAUGUGUGCGUGUCCCACUGUCUCUGAGACUCAAGAUUGUGAUUUUUUUAACUUUCUCACUAAUCCAAAGCAUCUUUGUUGUAAUUGUUGCACUUGUCUGUAUGUGAACCACCGAAUGUCGUCGUCAUGUUGUCUGUCCAAUCAUUGUCCACUUUGACAUAACGCCGGUAAGCUCAGAGGGCACCACUGUUGCUUCGAAACAGUUUAAAGAUAAACUUAAAGCCCUCUAUGGUUGAAUUUUUCAAGUCUGAUGCACCUGUAAACACACUCUCUCCAGUGAUGACACACCCUGUAGUACACCUCCAUGUCACUGCAGCAGGGUGAGAAGUUAACCCACCGGAGGUCAGAACACGCAAAAUUUGAAAGACGCUGUUGGGUUGAACGUUACAGCAAAGCAGCUUGAUAUUGUACCCCACAGUGGUUGUUUGAUGAUUAUUUUCCCAUUUAAUAAAUGACUAGAUUUGGACGA